Neltuma alba is the source of this 370-nucleotide messenger RNA. Its product is annotated as signaling peptide TAXIMIN 1-like. Bases 32 to 268 code for a protein of 78 amino acids. Lineage: Eukaryota; Viridiplantae; Streptophyta; Magnoliopsida; Fabales; Fabaceae. The record is from RefSeq and is a predicted model, not a curated record. The transcript is spliced from 2 exons.
AAGCCGAACGAAGAAGAAGAAGAAGUCCAUCAUGUGCUGCUCUGAAGACUGUAAAUGCAGGCCUCUAGGGUUUCUGCUAGGGCUUCCCUUUGCCUUCUUGUCUUUGCUCCUCUCUCUCAUAGGUGUUAUCAUCUGGAUUGUUGGGUUGAUAUUAACAUGUAUAUGCCCAUGUUGUCUAUGUGUGACCAUUAUUGUUGAGUUUGCGUUGGCUCUGAUCAAGGCUCCAAUACUGGUGAUGGAGUGGUUCAUCUCUAAGAUUCCAUGUUAGACAUACAAGGUUCUCUUACUGGUUCGAUUCGGAGUAUCCAAAGGGUUUUUUUUUUUGCAGUUUAAUUUUCAUUGAUUCAUUUCUUCUGGUUUUAUUUGAUCA